Messenger RNA from Helianthus annuus (common sunflower), 1437 nucleotides. Its product is annotated as GPN-loop GTPase 3. Bases 392 to 1198 code for a protein of 268 amino acids. The record is from RefSeq and is a predicted model, not a curated record. The transcript has 10 exons. Lineage: Eukaryota; Viridiplantae; Streptophyta; Magnoliopsida; Asterales; Asteraceae. Gene Ontology annotation, molecular function: GTPase activity.
AAAACAUUUACCCAAACAGAUCUUGCCUCACCUCUUCUCACCUCUUCCAAACAUUCUUCUCUUUCAAAACACCUCAAAACCAAAACCCUAGAAUACUCCCAGCGACCUCCAGCGAAACCUCCAUGCAGACCUGCAUCUUCUUCCCCAAUCGACCACCUCCAUAGCCGAUCAGCAUCUUCUUCCCCAAUCGACCUCUAAAACAAAAACUCCAAACCCUAGCUUGGUUCUCCAGCCGUCACCUGCUCCACCCCCACCUCCAGUCGACCUCCACCUCCCGCCGCACCUCCACCUCCGGCGACCUCCACCUCCAGUCGAUCUUCACAGUUUAUUCAUAAAUUGUAAGGAGGACAAGCAGAAGAUUUAAAGGUCGAAACAAAGAGGCAGAGUAGCUAUGGGUUAUGCUCAGUUAGUAAUUGGUCCUGCUGGAAGUGGAAAGUCUACUUAUUGCUCAAGUUUGUACCAACACUGUGAAACUACUCGGCGAACAAUUCAUAUCGUUAACCUCGAUCCUGCUGCAGAAAACUUUGAUUAUCCUGUUGCCAUGGAUAUCCGUGAACUUAUAUCUUUGGAUGAUGUUAUGGAAGAGCUUGGACUUGGUCCAAACGGAGGUCUUUUGUAUUGCAUGGAACAUCUUGAAGAAAAUCUGGACGAGUGGUUAAACGAAGAGCUGGAAAAUUUUAUGGAAGAUGAUUAUCUAGUAUUUGACUGCCCAGGUCAGAUAGAACUCUUUUCUCAUGUUCCGGUUCUUAAAAAUUUUGUGGAGCAUUUGCAGCGUAAGAAUUUCAAUGUUUGUGCUGUCUACUUGCUUGAUUCCCAGUUUAUUACGGAUGUGACGAAGUUUAUUAGUGGUUGUAUGGCUUCACUCUCCGCAAUGGUUCAACUUGAAUUACCUCAUGUUAACAUCCUCUCGAAAAUGGACCUCGUGACUCGAAAAAGAGACAUCGAAGAUUACUUGAACCCAGAGCCUCAGACUCUGCUGGCAGAACUGAAUCAGCGCAUGGGUCCUCAAUUUCAAAAGCUUAAUAAAGCCUUAAUUGAAUUGGUGGAUCAGUAUAGCAUGGUGAGUUUUGUGCCACUUGAUUUAAGGAAAGAAAGCAGCAUACAAUAUGUUCUUUCACAAAUUGAUACCUGCAUUCAAUUCGGAGAAGAUGCUGAUGUGAAGAUUAAGGAUUUUGACGAAGAUGAAGAUGAGGACUAGAAUGCGUGUCAUCUUUUAAGGUUCAUCACAACUGAUUCGUGUCCUUUUGGCAUAAUUGAAUGAUGAUGUCUAUACUUACCAGUAAUAUGACCGAUUUGUGUUUUUUUUCGUUAACUGUUGAAGCACUUUUCUGACAACAUGCAAUUAGAGUUGUUGGAUGCUUCUUGAAAUUGAUCAUUUAUGACGGGUUUAAAUGCUCUAAUCCCCCGUUACAAGCUAACGACUACAAUUAUUGUUAA